Messenger RNA from Penicillium alfredii, 1662 nucleotides. Its product is annotated as guanosine diphosphatase. Gene Ontology annotation, biological process: protein N-linked glycosylation; nucleoside diphosphate catabolic process. The record is from RefSeq and is a predicted model, not a curated record. Bases 1 to 1662 code for a protein of 553 amino acids. Gene Ontology annotation, molecular function: UDP phosphatase activity; GDP phosphatase activity. Gene Ontology annotation, cellular component: Golgi apparatus; membrane. The transcript is spliced from 3 exons. NCBI's taxonomy places the organism in Eukaryota, Fungi, Ascomycota, Eurotiomycetes, Eurotiales, Aspergillaceae.
AUGUCGACUGGAGUCGACAGACAAAAGAAUCCGGCCAAACUCCUCGAUACCAAAUUUGCCGCCCGUCAACGUUCGGUUUCUCACAGCAACGGAUCCGUUUCCCCCAAAAUCAUUGAAUCGGGUCGAGUCCCCGACAAGCGGUCCGCCAACAUGACGCAGAACCAAAGAUCGCGGUAUAUUAAGACGGGCGCCAUUGUCACCUUUAUUUUCCUGAUCAUAUUCUGGUUGUCACCGUCCAAGUCGUCUGUAUCGACGCUCACCGACGACAAGCCGGCCCCCGGCGCCAACGUGUCGACCAAAUGCACCAAGUCCUCCGAUCCGUCCAAGCCUCUGAUUCAGUAUGCGCUCAUGAUCGAUGCUGGAAGCACCGGAUCUCGGAUUCACGUCUACCGGUUCAACAACUGCGGUUCUACUCCGGAACUUGAAAAUGAGGUCUUUGAGCAGACGAAGAAGAAGGAGGGCGGCUCGGGUCUGAGUUCCUACAAGGAGGAUGCCGAGGGCGCCGCUCGCAGUUUGGAUCCUCUCAUGGAAGUGGCCAUGUCGAACGUCCCCAAUGAGUACAAGCCGUGCGCACCGAUUGCCGUCAAGGCCACCGCUGGUCUUCGUUUGUUGGGCCCUGAGAUGAGCAAGAAUAUCCUGGAAGCCGUGAGACGGCGUUUGGAGGCUGUCUAUCCCUUCCCGGUUGUGUCCCGAGAGAAGGGAGGUGUGGAGAUCAUGGAUGGCUCGAGUGAGGGUGUCUAUGCUUGGAUCACCACCAACUAUCUUUUGGGCAAGAUCGGUGGCCCCGACGAGACUCCCACGGCUGCCAUUUUCGACUUGGGCGGUGGCUCGACCCAGAUCGUCUUCCAGCCCACCUUUGAGAAGAGCAAGUCGGGUGGUAUGCCGGAGCGCCUCGCGGAAGGUGACCACAAGUACGAUCUCCAGUUUGGCGGCCGACACUUCGAGCUGUACCAGCACUCUCAUCUCGGCUAUGGACUGAUGUCGGCUCGCGACGCCAUGCACAAGGCUGUUCUGGAGGGGAUGCUGGCCAACGGCCACAAGGAUCGCACGUGGCUGAAGGAGCCCAUUCCCAAUCCUUGCAUUGGGCCUGGUAUGGAGCGCGAAGUCAAAUUGAAUUUCCCCGAAGACCACGCGUUGGGCUCCGAGGUCAAGGUUUUGAUGGUUGGGCCGAAGGACUUCUCGUCUGCUGCUCAGUGCCGCGGUGUGGCUGAAAAGAUCCUGAAGAAGGAGACUAACUGCUUGCUGGCCCCAUGCUCCUUCAACGGUGUUCACCAGCCGUCCCUUGAGAAGACUUUCGCCCGGGAAGAUGUGUACAUCUUCUCGUACUUCUAUGACCGCACGUUCCCUCUGGGCAUGCCCGAGUCGUUCACCCUGGAAGAGCUUCACCAGCUGACCUCCACAGUAUGUGCCGGAGAGAGCAAAUGGAGUAUCUUCAAGGGCGUGGAGCAUGCGCUGGAGGAUCUCCGUGAUCGUCCGGAAUGGUGCAUGGAUUUGAGCUUCAUGCUGGGUCUCCUGCACACGGGAUACGAAAUGCCUCUGUCCCGCGAGGUCAAGAUCGCCAAGAAGAUCAAGAACAACGAGCUGGGCUGGUGUCUUGGUGCGAGCUUGCCCCUUCUGAGCCAGGAAUCUGGCUGGACGUGCCGCGUUAAGGAAGUGCCAUAA